Strongylocentrotus purpuratus (purple sea urchin) is the source of this 577-nucleotide messenger RNA. It is a transcript of the gene rps24, whose product is annotated as 40S ribosomal protein S24. NCBI's taxonomy places the organism in Eukaryota, Metazoa, Echinodermata, Echinoidea, Camarodonta, Strongylocentrotidae. Gene Ontology annotation, molecular function: structural constituent of ribosome. The coding region runs from base 68 to 460 and encodes 130 amino acids. The record is from RefSeq and is a predicted model, not a curated record. The transcript is spliced from 5 exons. Gene Ontology annotation, biological process: translation. Gene Ontology annotation, cellular component: ribosome.
AAAAAAGACCGCCCUCUUUUGACUUGCAAUGACCAGCCUCUUUUAGAUCACUCAGAUUACCGUGAAAAUGGGGGAAGCUAUCACGAUCAGAACAAGGAAGUUCAUGACCAACCGUCUUCUGAACAGAAGGCAAAUGGUUGUGGAUGUGAUCCAUCCUGGCCAAGCCACCGUCAAGAAGACGGAAAUCCGUGAGCGCCUUGCACAGGCCUACAAGACCACCCCUGAUGUCAUCUUCGCCUUUGGCUUCAAGACCCAGUUUGGUGGUGGACGUACCUCGGGCUUUGCCCUCAUCUACGACACUCUGGACUCUGCCAAGAAAUACGAACCCAAAUACAGAUUAGCAAGACAUGGACUGUACGAGAAGGCUAAGACCUCGUCCAAACAGAGGAAAGAAAGGAAGAACAGACAGAAGAAGGUCCGUGGUACCAAGAAGGCAAAGGUGACAUCGGGCAAGAAGUAAACUGGCAUUCCCCCCAACCCAUCUUGCUGCCGUAUUCUGAGAUUGACAUCGCUCACGUUAUCACAAUACUUAUGAUCACUGUGCGUAAUUGUUAAUAAAUGAGUUAAGUAGCAGGAA